Molecule: messenger RNA, 4120 nt
Organism: Strongylocentrotus purpuratus (purple sea urchin)
Lineage: Eukaryota; Metazoa; Echinodermata; Echinoidea; Camarodonta; Strongylocentrotidae
Gene: sqstm1
Product: sequestosome-1
Exons: 8
Coding region: 291-1751 (486 amino acids)
Biological process (GO): mitophagy; endosome organization; aggrephagy
Cellular component (GO): aggresome; amphisome
Molecular function (GO): zinc ion binding; protein kinase C binding; K63-linked polyubiquitin modification-dependent protein binding
Source: RefSeq, a predicted model, not a curated record
UCGCUAGCGAACCGUUCUGGAAUACGUAAUGUCGCCGUUCAAUUUCGCUGAGUAAGUCCGGUUUUGUGCGUUCCAGAAACGUCUUGCACUCGGGUAUAUAAACCAGCCACUCCCUUAGGUAGCCAUCAUUGCUUUUGGUUUCGCAUACAGCUUUGACAACCAGUUUCAACGAGCACCCUGCACCAGAAUCCAGAAUCUACGAUACGCGAUACUGAAAAAAAUCAGCUAGCUUGCUGCAAUUCGCAAAGGGUGAAUAUAUUCUUUUAAAAUAUACAUAAUAAAUAGCCAAGAUGUCUAUGACCGUGAAAGCAUACCUGAAGCGUGGAGAGAAUGCCAACGCAGAGAUCCGUCGUUUUGUUAUCGACGUUGCCGUAUCUUCAAACUACGAGUACCUUUCUAAGAAGGUAGCCCAAGUAUUCCCAUCACUGGGUGAUCCUGACUACUUCAGUCUCUCAUGGAAAGAUUCUGAGGGGGACAACAUCACAUUCUCCAGUGACGAUGAGUUGGUAGAGGCUCUUGGUCAGAUCAAUGAUGACACCUUCCGCAUCUAUGUCAAAGAGAAGAAGAGGUGUCGCCGUGAGAACCGUGACGCUCCAUCUCCUGGUACUUCUACCGAUGAUGGAGCUGGUCAAGAGGAGCAAGCAUAUCAUCCAGGUGUGAUCUGUGAUGGCUGCGAGAGUCGCAUCCGUGGCCCACGCUUCAAGUGCAUCACAUGCCCCGACUAUGACCUGUGUAAGCAGUGUGAGUCUAGAGGUAUCCACCCUGAGCACAGCUUCGUCAAGUUCCGCAAGCCCCAAGUUGGACGUAGCCACCAUGGUGGAUUCUUCAACAGACCAGGGAUGUUCCGUCCAUUUGGUCAUCCCGGUUGGCGUCACUGGUGGCGUCACCAGCAGCAGCAGCAGCAAGGUGGUGAUGCGUCAACUACCCAAAAUGAGCAGACCCAGGGAACCCAGGGUCCUCAGAUAAACGUAGGCUGCACCAUGGGGCCAGGUCUCUUCGGCGGCCCUCCCCCACCCCCACACGGGCCUCACAUGCCACCCCCACCCCCACACGGGCCUAACAUGCCACCCCCACCCCAUGAGUUCCUGAGGGACAUCGGACAGACUGUGGCACAGAUGCUUGAUCCUCUUGGUAUUGAUGUUGACAUCGACAUUGACAACCAGGGCAAUCGUACACAUUGCGCCGGCGAACCAAACUUCUGUGGCGGUGGCGGCAACGGACAUGGACGUGGCAAACACGGCCGUCGUCAUGGGGGCAAAGGUCAUCGUGGAUGCCGCAAGACGUGGGCUGGAUGUGAGCAGGGAUCAUCCAUGGAUGUAGGCCAGGAGGCGGAGCCAGCUCCAUCAGGAGCCGCAAGGAGCCAGGAGAAGAGUGGAGAGGCUGGAGGAAACACACAGAACAAAGAGCAAGAUGCCACUCAGAAACAACCAGAAGGAACUGCAGAGCCAAUGGAGACAACUGUGAAAGAUGGAUCAGCCGCAGCGCCCAAUCAAAGUCCAUCUGGGAGCGAUGAUGCUGACUGGACCUUGCUGGAGAAUGCAGGAGGAAAACCUAGCGCACCCUCGCAGAAUCCCCAGGAAGAUCCAUCCUACCAGUACCAGACUGCUCUGAAUCAGAUGGGAGCCAUGGGUUUCGACAACGAGGGCGGUUGGCUGACCAGUCUCCUGGAUGCCAAGGGUGGUGACAUUGUCCGUGUCCUCGAUGCCAUCAAGAUCGGCAACCAGCCGUCGUUCAGUGGCAACUCCAAGUAAAGCGGUUGCUAGCUCCUCCAGAAAGAGUUGAUUGUACCAUUAAUGUAGUCGGCUUAAAAAUGUUUAGUCCUGUAUAUCUUUGACCUGUUUCUUCGAGAUCUCUUUAUAGCUCCCAAUACUGAUGUAUAUUCUAGGCCGUAUCAAUUCAUAUUCAAAGGUGUAUAUAGCACAAAAAUGAUCCUUUAAAAAGACCCCCGAUGUUUCACACUUUCAAGAACAUUUUCUACAAAAUAUGACCACUUUCUGCAUGAAAUCGUGUACAAGAUAGCUUUGAAUAUAACAUAAUUGUUUGGCUUAUCAAGUUCACACUGGUUAGAAAGUGUCAUAUUAUUGCAAAAUAUAUGUACACAUUCCUCCUUUGCAAAUAUUGUGAAAAUAUUUAUGACCCCUUUAUCAUGAAAUUUCUUACUAUUUAAUAAAAUUUGCCCUUUUUCAUAUCCAAUCCAAAUAAAAUAAAGAAAGUAUUUUCAAUUGCAAGAAUAGUUAUAUUUUUGCAAAUCUCCCCCCCCCCCCAAUUACCCCUUAUAUCACAACAUUUCUAACUAAAGUCGGUUUGAAGUGAUACAUCUAGGUACACAUUAAACUAUUAUGGAAGGCCUCUCCAAUUUAUUAUCAGCCAUCAGAUCUCAUUUGAAGUUUAUUCACAUUUUGGAAAUCAAGUGUUUGAUUAUUUUUCUGGAACCAAGAAAUUAAGAAAAAGAGUUUAACAUAAUGUAAAAUUAAUACUUCUGUUCGAUUGCUUCAUUAGUCAAUUUAGUAUUCUGAUAAAGAUAAUUUAAGUUUCCUUUUUUGUGAACAUUUUUGGAUAACAGGGUUUUUUAGGCCCAAAGUCUCAUCAAAGAUGAUACAAUUUGUGAAGUGCUAUUGCUUUUGAAGGAACAGGUCAUAUAUGCUUAAUGUGUAUGGUAUGAUAUAUAUAUAAAUAUUUGUGAUAUCAAUUAAAGUUAUACAUUUGUUGCAAUAUAAAUUCCUCUUUAUCUUUGAUAUUCAAGCAGAUUUUAUACAAUAAUUCUAUUCAAAGUAACUUAUAUUUUUAUGACAGUGAUAUAUCAGAUCAGUGGAAUACACCAUCUUUUAUGAAGGCCAGUGAAGUGUUACACGAUCAAAGAUAAUAUAAACUUUAACCUGUCCUGUGUCUACAGGGUUUUAAACAAUUCUCAUUUGUGAAAUUCUUCAGAUGUUCGAAUUCUGAAAUGUUGGAUAUUUCACUGUAAUUUUUUUUCUAAGAAUGUAAUCAAUGGCACUUAAGUUCACCAAAGGCUACCAUUUUUGUUUCAGGGGGAAUUAAAUUCAAAGGGUGGGAUUUGCCACCCACUGUAUAAGUUUUCCAUCCACAACUGAAGUUGGUAAAAAGUGUAAACUUCACGUCAAAGCAAUGCUACGAGUAUAUACAGAUAUCUCUGUUCCAUCUCUCACCAUACUCUCGUAAUCUGAGAUAUAUUGAAAUAACCACUGGAAUAGAGGUGAAGAUUGGAACAAAUGCAUAACUUUUUUGAUGAUCUGAAACAGCCCUCUUUCUUGACAAUGCCUUAGCUGGUCUGGGCUUUGUCGUAGCAUGCAUGCCAACAUUUGUAAUACCCCCUUGGGCCAUUUCUCCAGGCCCCUUUUCAUAAUGAUUUCUUCAUCCCCCCCCCCCCCCAUUCCAUAUUUCUUGAGAUGUGUAAUCUCCUAUCUAUGUCAAGUUAGUCCAUGAAUUUAUCACUUUCAUUAAUUGUAAGAAGAACAGGCAUAUAGAAAAAUAAGUUCAGUGACAACCAAACUUUAUUACAAGUUAAUUUGAUGAUUAUUAUCGAAUGAGGAGGGUAAAUUGAAGUGUAUUAAUGUGCGCAUGCAUAUUGUAUACACACUACGCGGCAUGUGUUAUUGCUUUCAAAUGUUGGCAUGUAUUCUUCUAGAAUAAGUGCUCAUGGUGUUUGUAUGCGUAUAUAUCCUUUGACCCCAGUUAUAUAUAUUUUUGUGUGAAACUUUGUUUUCUUGCACGAUUGGUAUAUACACUUGUGUAAAGACAAUUCCUGUAUCUACCAUUCUUAGAGGGCUAAUUGUACUGCACUAACUUUAUUUUAAUGAAUUCAUAUAUGUAUAAAUCAUGCAGAAAUAAAAAGCUUGUGGUAUCAUAAUGACCAACAUUUUAACCUACAUGGUAGAUACAACUAUGAAAAUAACUUUUUAGUGGUUACUUUACUAAUUUCUAUGUUAAGUGCAUAGUUUCUUCAUCACAUGCUAUAGCUGGUACAGUUAGAAUUAAUUACCAUCUCGUAAUUUACAGAUACAUUUUAUAAAAGAUACCAAAUGCAUUCAUUUCAUAAAGAUAUUACAAUUUUAAAGUCGACUUGUCCUGCAAUAAAUACCUAUGUCUUGUGUAAAAUCAA